AAGUACUUUAUUUGGAAGGAAACACGAUGCAAUAAAAAAAUGACUAGUUCAGUAAGAAAGCUUUUUUCCAUCCACCCUAGAUUUCUAAAACAUUCUCUUCUCUUAAAAGUUUGAUUAUGUGUAACACAAAUACAAUACUGUUUUCAUUUGUUAGUUGCUUUUUUUAAGUGUAGUAAGAUAAUAACAGUAAAGUGACUGUGAAUAGAUGGGUCUCAUUUCCUCACUAUUUUCUGAAAACUGCAAAUCCAGAUGAGCGUGUCAUAAUCUAAGUAGAAUACUGAAUGUUUUUGUCUUUAAAAGGAUUAUAUUUUAUCUUUUGAAAUGAUAGGAGUGAAAACUGUAGCAUGCUAAAGAUUCUGUUUCUGCUCCCAUAUGAUGAGGAAGCAGAGAAACAGAAAACACAGUGGAGUGUCUGCUGCAGUCACCAAUUCUCUCGGCUGCAGAAUAGAGUAAACCUUCUGGGAAGUUAUCUGACAUUUAACAGCAUGUUGUACAUAGGCAGAUGCUGAGUGAAGCUGGCUUUUUUUUGCUUGUUAAUGAUUUUCUUUUCUGACCUUUAUUACUAAUGCAUCUUCUUUAAGAAGCUUUUAAUGUGUGAAGACAAAAGGUUGUUUUUAUUAAUCUCUUACUUCUUUGCAUACAGAAACGAGAGGGAUGGUGCUGACUGAAAGGAAAUCUACUCUUUCUAAUGAAAAAUAAGAGUUCUGAAGCCUCCAAAGUGGUAAUCCUGGAGUGGUGCUGGGUUCUGGAGUUCAAGAGAAAAACAGAUGUUUCAAUAAUUCUCAUUGGCUUUGAAGCCUGCAAACAGGACAGCUUUUGUGACAGUGAGGUUGGCAGAUUUUCAGUCCAAAGACUGGGGAAUCAGACAACACUGAAUUUCAGAGUGGAGAACCAGAUCUUUACCCUGAAGCUGCAUCGAAAGCAGAUUGUGAAUUUUGGGCUGUGGCACUGGGAGAGGCAAACUCAAAGUUUGAGGAAUAAAAUUCAUCAGCUCUGGAGGUUGAUCAUGGAGAUCAAAGAGGAGAGAGCAUCAGAUGAAGCACAACAGUUUCUCCCUUCAUCACAAAUAGACAGUCUAGGAGAGCCACAGCUUACGAGUAUUCAGAGAAUUGCAAAUGAGCCAAAGCUGGAGUUCAGUCUUGCAUGCAAGGAUCUAGUGGCUGCUACCCGUGAUCGGAAGCUGAAUACGUUUAUACAAGUCUCAGUGGUACAUCCAGCAGAGCACGUUUUGACGAGGUAUUCAAGUACUGAAAUCGUGGAGGGAACAAGAGAUCCACUGUUUCUGACUGGUGUGACAUUCCCACCGGAAUACCCCAUCUAUGAAGAGACUAAAAUAAAGCUCACAGUCUAUGAUGUCAAAGAUAAAUCUCAAGACACGGUUCAUACCACUGUCAUACCUGAUCACAAGGAGCCAAGAGCAGAUGUUGGACGAAGCUUCCUGGGCUGUACAACUUUUACAGUAGGAGACUUGGUGAAGUCAAAGGAACAACAGUUGACCCUUACCCUCAGAACUUCCGAUGGUGGAAAGACAGUUGGUACCAUUGAAGUCAAUCUUGUGAAGAUGGGAGAACUAGAAGAUGGGGAACCAGGCCACAUCACAACAGAUUCACAGGAUCAAAAGUUCCUCUGUUUUCUGCCAUUGAAGUCCUGUUCACGUGGAUUUUUAAGUGCAGCCAGUGCCCAGAAUACUGAAAACCUGGAAAGAAUGGCAGACAGGCAAGCCAAGGAAGAGUGUGCAUUGGUUCGUGAGUGUACAGCACCUGAAGGCAUAAGUGGUAAAGACAAUUUGCCUUCAUUAAAUGCAGUGUUAAAAAACCCAAUCUGUAAGUUGUACAGAUUUCCUACUUCUGACAACAAGUGGAUGCGGAUCCGGGAACAGAUGGCUGAGACCAUCCUCUCCUUCCAUGUUCCUAAAGAACUGAUCAAUCUACACAUAAAGGAGGAUAUGAGAAGGAAUCAGGAGCUUAAAGACUUGGGAGAACUUGCACCUCACUGGGACAAUAUGCGCAAAAGUGUUAUUGCUCACUGCGAUCAGAUGUUGAGCAUGUAUCAGGAUACUCUUGCAGAGCUUGGAAAACAUACAGGUUCUUCCUUCAAGUCAAGCUGUAGCAAAGGAGAAAAAACAUUAGAAUUUAUCCCAAUAAAUCUCCAUCUGCAGAGAAUGCAUGUGCAUAGUCCUCGAUUGAAAGAUGCUCUGUAUGAUGUAAUCACCGUGGGAGCCCCAGCAGCACAUUUCCAGGGAUUUAAGAAUGGUGGACUCCGAAAACUGCUGAGUAAAUUUGAGGCAGAAAGGCGAAAUACUGGAUACCAGUGUAUUUACUAUUCACCUGAAAACACAGCUAAGGCAAAAGAAGUUCUCAGCAACAUCAAUCAUCUACAACCUCUCAUAUCAAGCCAUGCAGACCUUCUGCUUAAUUCUGCAAGCCAGCAUUCUCCGGACAGCUUGAAGAACUCUUUAAAGAUGCUUUCAGAAAAAACAGAGUUGUUUGUGCAUGCAUUUAAGGAUCAGCUGGUCAGAAGUGCCCUUUUAGCACUAUAUACAGCCCGACCUGGCUGUGUCCUCAAGAAACCAGCUGUGCCUAGAAACAGUGCAGAAGAGGGGGAUGACCUAAAGCAUCAGGAUCAUCCAUCUCAGGUUAAAAGACAGGACUCUAUACCCCAUCAUUCUGAAUAUGAUGAGGAAGAGUGGGACAGGGUGUGGGCCAAUGUGGGGAAGAGUUUAAACUGUGUUAUUGCCAUGGUGGACAAACUCCUUGAAAAAGACAGCAGCAAUGUUAAAGAUGGUGAAAUUGACCCCUCAGCAGCAGAUUGCAAGCAUGCAGGCGGUGACUGGUAUGAGCAGCUUUAUCCCCUGGUGAUUACGUUGAAGGAUUGCAUGGGAGAGGUGGUCACUAGGGCAAAGCAGUCCAUGGCGUUUGUUCUGCUCCAGGAGCUUGCCUGUGGUUUGCCACAAUGUUUGAUGCUGACCCUAAGGAGAGACAUUGUCUUUAGUCAAGCACUUGCUGGAUUGGUCUGUGGGUUUAUAAUCAAGCUGCACACAGGUUUACAUGAUCAAGGAUUUUUACAACAGCUUCAUACUGUUGGAUUACUUGUUCAAUAUGAAGGACUCCUAAGCACAUAUAGUGAAGAAGCAGGGAUGCUCGAAGACAUGGCUGUGGGAAUUUCAGAUUUGCAAAAAGUAAUGUUUAAAGUCAUUGAAGCUAAAUCAGAAGACUUUUUGCCUAUUAUAACUGGAAGGCGUGAACAUUAUGUCAUAGAGGUCCAGCUUCCGGCAAAGAUGUUUGAGUUGCUACCACAGGAGAUUAAAGAAGGAAAGCUACUUCGCAUGUAUCCAGUACUCUUUAAUGUUGGAAUCAAUGAGCAGCAAACACUUGCAGAGAGGUUUGGAGAUACCACUUUGCAAGAAAACAUUAACCAAGAAAACUUAGAACUUCUAAAAGAAUAUUACAACCUGUUUACGGAAAAAAUGCCUCCUGAUUGUCUACCACAUUUUCAAGAACAAAAUGAUUUAAAGGGAUUACUAGAAAAUCUUCAUCAAAAUAUCCAGGCCAAAAAGAGGAAGAAUGUAGAAAUCAUGUGGCUGGCUGCGACGAUUUGCCGUAAGCUGAAUGGAGUCCGCUUCACCUGUUGCAAAAGUGCCAAAGACCGGACAUCCAUGUCAGUGACGUUGGAGCAGUGCUCCAUCUUAAGGGACGAGCAUCAGCUUCACAAAGACUUCUUUAUUCGAGCACUGGAUUGUAUGAGAAGAGAAGGAUGCCGCAUAGAGAAUGUACUGAAGAAUGUCAAAUGCAGAAAGUAUGCAUUCAACAUGAUACAGCUGAUGGCUUUCCCAAAGUACUACAGACCUCCAGAAGGGACAUAUGGAAAAACUGACACCUAAGUUUAACAAAAAAUGUAAUCAGGAACAUAUACCAUGCUAAUUAGUGAAUAUAAAAAUUGCUGUUUAUGACUUAAUAAUUUGGAAUGUGUAACCAGUUGAGGUGUUAUUUCGUGAGGUUUAACAUUUUAAAAGUAACAACAGUUAGUCAUCAUGAAAUAAAAUAUUGGUGAUGUAGAUAUGCUCAAAACCAAAUACAUUCGACUUAUCUUUGUGAACUUGAAGCUUAGCAUGACUCAUCAACCAGUUGGAAUUAGGUCUUGGGGAAGCUUGAUGGAAGAUUAAAAAGGGAAAUGUCAUUUGCAAUAGGAACUGAUCUUAUUAUCAGUCUGGAGGGGAGCAUUCAGACUCUGAACCAAAGCCUGAGAUUUGAAUGAAAGGAUCUCUUCCUUCCUGAAAUGACAUUUUCUGGUACUGGCAAAGCAUUGAGGUCAUGAUCAGUAAUAAUCAAAUCCUCCGUGGAAUUUUUCAUGAAAAAUGCAACUCUUAAUACCUAGGCUAAAUACAAUUUUGGUCAUUAUGUUUGUCUUCUUUAUAUAAGCAUGGUUACUUCACAAUAUAUUUUUAUUAAUUACCGCCUGUAAUUUCAGUAAUUGAGUUCUGGUUUGUUGCAGUUCAUUUGGAUGUAUCUUUCUUGGCUUUCUGUAUCUGAGCCAAAUACCACUUGUUUCACUUAAGCUUGCACAUAAAUCACACUGAAAUCAGAGGGAUUAAUUCUUCAAGUAACUUCUACCUAACCUGUCGUGUUCCUGUUCACAGUAAACCCUUAAAACUAAAUUUUCCUUAGUGAUAGGUAAAAUGACUUGUAUAUGCAGGCAUUAAUGUAUUGUUAGGCUAUAAAAAUGUGUUUUUACAGCAUCUGAGAGAAAUGUUAUAAUUACAGUAACCUCUUGUAUUAGGACUAGUUAGCUUCUGCAGCUGAUUUAUAUGAAAUUUGUAAUGCUUAUUUCUAGGAUAUUUCCAGCAGUUCUAGGAUAAAGAACAGCUAUGAGCUUUUAAAAAGUGAAUGGUAGUGCUUCUGCCAGCUUGUGUUAGUCCUGAAAUGUGUCCUGCAAAGAAUGUUUGUGUUUUCUAAUUUUCUCUAUUUAUUGCCUUCUUCUGCCCUCCCCCAGAGAGAAACACAGUUAACAAAAAACAAGUGUCCACUGGUUACUAACCUUUGUGUGAUGCAUUUAUUUUAAGAAAAAAGUAUCUAGAGCAGAAGUGUAAGAGUUAUACUCAAAUUAAACUGCAUAGGGAAUUCGAGUAUCUGUAGGAAAUUGUAGUUGCUAUGGAUGAAGUGUUAAAUGUGGGCUUGCUUCUAUAGAAGUCCGAGAAAUCUUGAUGCAUAGUGAAUUAUAAUUUUUUUUUUUCAUCUAUUAAGACCCGUUACUGGGUAUAAUUCUGUAACUGUACUAGUAAAAAUUACUUGCUUAAGCACCUGAUUGUGCAAGCUCUAUUUGGUAGGUUACCUAGAAAUUAUCUGUUGUGAAUAGAAUUAAACCCUCUUGUACAUUUGCAAGAUGAGGCAAGAUGAGGAACAUGUAGAAGUACAUCAGGAAGGGAUUUCCUUUCCAAUGCACUGACUUCAGUGAAGCCAAGAAUUCACCUACACAACAUAUUUUCCUAAUUGGAACAUUUUUUCAAAGUGAAGUAGUUCGUUCAAAAAGGACUUUUGUGCAGUUGUUUCUUAUUCAUAUUAAGUCUCCAUUAGAAUAUUGUUUCACAAAUGACUUCUUUGCUCUUCUGGAACAGUAGAUGCCAGAAGAGCUAGCAGUGCAUCAUAGGCAGGUGAUAUUACAGUGCUAUGACUUUUCCUGUCACGUACCAGUGGGUGCUACUUGGUGAAUGUACGGAUAAAAUUGUGUGCAUUUAAGUAUUACACAGACAGUCUGCACAAAAUUUUAUUUGUAGGUUUGCGGAGCAUAAAUCUUCCUAGGAAAGCACUGUUCUGUUCUGGUGGUCUGACUGCUACUCUAUACCUCACUUUGUUUCUGCUGUGUUUAUUGCUAACUUACAGAAACAAUACAUAUACAGCUGAGAAAUAGUGGUAACUUCUUUAGGUACCUCUGAAAUAAUCCCAGUGAUACACAGUAGAAAUGCUGGCCUUCCUAAAGUGAUUCUGAAACUGCCUGUGAAAUCCUAGGCAAAGACAGUAUUCACUUGUGGGUACUUUUGUUUCUUACAGUUCUUUAUCCCAGCCCCAUGGGAAUUCUGUCAAAUUCAAAAUAUGAAGAACUAUAGAUUUCUUUUUAAUUAACAAAAUAGUCUUUCAAGAUCUUGCCCUCAGCAUUUAAUCUCGCUAGGGUUCCAAAUUAUUUUGACUAUAAUGUUACCUUUAUAUUUAAAACGUUUUCAUCGAUGAAGCUGUGCUUUUGGGGGGAAAAAAAACAACCACCUAACACAUUGCAGUUCUUUUUAUUGUAACAGGUACAUCCAACAAACUUGAUUGGGCUUGGGCUAUUACAGAAGAGCAGGUUGGGUUUUGUUUUGAAUAAGGCUGAGCUAUUUCACACCAGUGUUUUCAUUGGAACACAGUCUUUUUGUAGAUCAUUAAGACUAUUUCAAAACCUGACGCAAUUCCAAGUGUCCCAGAAGAGCUUUAUUACUUCUGAACUGCCUCCUUCUGUACUGAAGGAGGCUUAACUAUUUCUUCGUUUUGUCAUUGCCUGCCAUGGGUUCUACAGCAUUUUAUUCAUUCAGAGCCAGUCUCGUCAAAACAGGGUUGUCAAUUAAUCAGGGAUUCACAACUUGUGUUUUUCUGGUUUGUCUUUUAUAAAGAAAGAUCUUUUUGCUGCAGGUUGACAGUUUAAUUGAAGUAUAUUCACUCUGCACAGAAGACAUUUUAAGUCGUGUCUGUCUUUUGAAUGCCCAGCAGAGGAGCUGAAUCAUCUCCUGAGGUCCAUCUUGCAUGAAUCUUUGUAUAUCAUUGAAUUACACAGGAGUAGAAUUCAGCAAGUAAAUUUUCAUUAGAAAGCUACACUGUUUGCACAGAGUUAGGGGAGACAUACUCAUUUAGCAGCACGUGUAUGGGAAGUGUCCCAUAUCUGUUUGGCUUAAAACACUUUUUUUUUCUCCUAGAUGAUUAUAAUACUGUUAGAAUUAAUACAGAACACAUACAGACUUGAUAUUAUUAUUACACAGGCAGAUCUUUUUGCUUCUGAAGUCUUUUUUGGGGGAAUUUUUAAUAUGUUUUUAUUACUGUUUAUACUUUGGCUUUUAUGGAGCAAUUAGGAAACAAAUUUUUAAUUGUUACUUGAUUUUGCUGAUGUGUACUUAUGCAUUUUAGUGGAAUGCUGGAAAACAUAUGUGUUAAGAGGAACAAAAUAUACAAGAGGACAGCUGAAAGAGACAAACUAUUACCUGGAAAAGAACCUUAAUGAUGAUAAAAAUUAACAAAUGUUAGUUUUUGUACUGUUCAAAUUUUGGCAUUUUUCUUAAAAUAGGGACAUUAAUACUUUGUGUAAAACGAUCAAUCUGGAUUAAAAUUCACUGAUUGUAAGUGAACUAAUGUGCAAUGGUAUUUUAAAUAAUCACUAAGAAUUUAGGUACAAAGUGGAAUGUAUUAAUUUGAAGCCCACUGCAUAUUAUGCCUAUUUUGACUUCCAGAAAAGAAGCUUAUUCCUAUUUUUAUCACAAGUUCCAAGAAAUGCUAUGGCCAAUUUAUGAAAAGCAGGAAAUGCAUUUGACAGCAACAGGUAUAAUACAUAAAUUGCAUUAAAAACUGCAGCAAAAUUACUUGUGUGAAUUAAUGUUUGUAAUCAAUUAACAGACUUAAAACAUAUGUUGUGUGAGUUGGCUAUGUUAUAAACUCGAAACAAUGAUAUCUUUAUAUUUAUGCCUUGUUACUGUGAAAAGGAAACGUUUUGUACAGGCAAUGCCGUGAGACAUGAAUUUGCUUCUUACCUUUCACUCAUUUGCAGCUUAAAAGGAUACAUUUGCAUUCAAAAUGCUUUAACAUAAUUUACAGCUUUUUAAAACAGUCUUAGCUUGUAAACUGGAUGUUAAAAAGCAAAAACUCACAGAACUGCAUUUAAAAACAAGCAAACCAAAACCAGACUUCAGUCUCUGGAAUGGUGAGAUUUUUCCUUAGUCAUGCAACCCACGAACUGUUGUGUUACCAGAGCAUUCAGUUCAGGCUCUGCAGCACUCAAGUGCUUCUUUCUCUUAGUGUCAUCUGAAUAAGUAACAUGCCACAACAAUGUAUUUCAGCAUAAUACUCACGAUUCAGGAUGAAAAAUUUCUAUUUGCUCAAAAAGAAGAAUAAGUAGCAAUUUAAUAAUUCAGAAUUAAAAAAAAAAAAAAAAAAAAAAAGAAAUUUGUGAACCAAUGUGUCCAUAUUCCAAAGAGCAGAAGCAGAAAGCACGGGAUUUGUUUGCUAACAGGGAAAAAGUUUUGAGUGUAAUAGUUGAGUGCUCAGAAUCUGGGGUUUGGAGUGGUGAGAUUUGGGACAGUGCUGCUUUAACUUGGAUUUCUAACUGCAGUUUUCUGUAUUCUUUCCAUCUGUCUUGCAAAGGGCUUUAAAAGUUUUAACAAUUCUGUUUUGUUUAUGAAGGGUCUGGCUUCAAAUUUUCUAAAAUCCCAAGUUACUUUGAUACUUGUCUUCAUUUGGUGUAGCUGUUCCUUGUAAUGUUCAUGUCUCACACUCUCGUGCACAUGGGGCUCAGUAUAACAUUACCAGGAUUUCCGUCCAGAUUGUGUGUGCGUGUGUUCAGAGAAAUAAAGCACAACGAAGCAAUUCAAAUCUUUUUAUAUGUCAGGAUUUAGCAUUUUUGUUUCAUUGCUGUCUGUAAGCCAUGCUCAUUGUACACUGUGUGUAUAUUUUUAUUUAAAUAAAUGUGAUAUUUAUUUUUUAUGUUUCUGACUUUUUUGUUACUCAUUUUUCAUUUUCAUGACAGUGUUAUUGCCCAGGAGGCAAGCCGUGCGUGAUGCUGAGAGUGGGUUCCCUCCUUAAAUAAUUGGAGUAGUCUUGUCGCUGCUAGGAGCACACACUUACAGAAAGCUCCAGUACAGCAUUAAAAGGCCUGAAAUGGCCAUAAAUUGAUUAUUACCAUUAUUAUUCCUAGUGUUACUGCAAUUUUCAUCUCAGAACCAGGUGGAUUAAAACCAAACAAAACAUUCACACACUCCCAAAGUAACCCCUUUCACGUAACUAUUCAUCUGUAGACAAUUAUUCAAUGUAGCUCAGGUGGAAUCAACAUUUUUCAUAAUGAAGACCAUUACAAAGGUGAUUUGGCUGCUCUUUUGGGAUUGUGAAGACAAUUCCAGACCUUUGGAAAGGUGGAUCUUUUGUUGGGAUCCAGACUUAUUGUGUGAUCUAACUACUCCACAAUAGGUAAGUUCUCGCUGAAAUGCAGUAGAGAUUUUCUUUUUGGAAUAUAGUAAAGUAUGUCUUACCUUUUCUAUUCUGUGGUUAGAAGCUUAUAACACCAUUUACUUUCUGCAUUUAUGCCUGUAUAUUUAGUUGCUUUACAGUGAUUAAUUCCUUGAGAUGCUAAUUACCUGCAAGAUUCUUGGUAACCUUUAAAAAGCACUGGGAACUAAUGGUUACUGUGGUAGUAAGUUAUAAAACAGCUGUUAGCAUUCAGCUUAAAAAAAAAAAAAUCUGUAAUCUGUCUCCUACUAAUAAAAAUGGCAGUAUUUUAAAAAGUAUUUCAUAUUAUUUUUCAUGCUUUCAGAUUUUAUCUUCUAUGUCAACUAAAAAACCCUGCUUUUUCAUGAUAAUAUAACAGAAAAAAAAAAAACACAGAACUCUAAUGGGAGUGGAAUACUAUGAUAGUAAAAAUGUAUUAUCAUCAUUUCCCUUUCCAAGGUCAUUUGGGGCCAUAUUUGAGAUUUCUGAAUCAUAGUCAACUGUGGUCUGCACUGGGGCAGCCAAUGUUGGCACUGACAAUUUCUAAUGCAAUUGCUUCUACUAGUCGAAUCACUGAGAGCUCUGCUAUCCACCUCCUGGUGAGUACUCUGUGGAUCUCAGCCUUUAGUCAUUUUGUGGCUGCUACUGUUAACGUGAUGAAGGGCAACGAGGUUCUAGACAAUGCUAGACAUUGUCUAGACAGUGCACUGGACCGUGCUUUUCUGGCUUUACCCAUGUAAGUCUACGCUUUGAGUUUUUGUGCAGGCGAAGAACUGUCCUA
Molecule: messenger RNA, 9990 nt
Organism: Phasianus colchicus (ring-necked pheasant)
Lineage: Eukaryota; Metazoa; Chordata; Aves; Galliformes; Phasianidae
Gene: INPP4B
Product: inositol polyphosphate-4-phosphatase type II B
Cellular component (GO): cytoplasm
Molecular function (GO): phosphatidylinositol-3,4-bisphosphate 4-phosphatase activity
Source: RefSeq, a predicted model, not a curated record